CUCAUGCAUGAGUGGAUAUAAUGUAACAGACCCAAUCCUCCCUAUAAACAGCAAUAACACAUGCAAAGAUAUUUAUGAAUGUCUUGACUCAGUAUCAGUGUGUGGACUGAACUCUUACUGUUACCAUUACAACGGAAGCUUCUCGUGCUUUUGUUGGGAAGGAUAUAAUGUUUCAGAUGUAAAUAAAGAUGUUUCCAAAAGUAACCCAUGCAUUGAUAUAAAUGAAUGUCUGUUCAGUUCAUCUGUAUGUGGUCCAAAUGCCAACUGCACGAAUGAAAUAGGAAGUUACAAUUGCUCAUGUUUGGAUGGAUUCACUGCAACAAAUUCAAUUCUCCGCAUCAACAUCAAUAACACUUGUAGAGAUGUGGAUGAAUGUGUUGAGAUAUCAGAUGUCUGUGGUCCAAACUCAAUCUGUAACAACACUGUUGGGAGUCACAAUUGUUCAUGCAUGAGAGGAUAUAAUGUAACAGAUCCAAACCUUCCUAUAAACAGCUAUAACCCAUGCAAAGAUAUUUAUGAAUGUCUUGAUUCAGUAUCAGUGUGUGGGCCAAACUCUCACUGUUACAAUUACAAUGGAAGCUACUCAUGCUUUUGUUGGGAUGGAUAUAAUGUCCGUGAUGGAAAUACAGCUAUUAGUGAAGACAACCCAUGCACUGAUAUAAAUGAAUGUCUGUUCAGUCCAUCUGUAUGUGGUCCAAAUGCCAACUGCACAAAUGAAAAGGGAAGUUACAAUUGCUCAUGUCUGGAUGGAUUCACUGCAACAAACUCAAGUCUCACCAUCAGCGUCAAUAACACAUGCACAGAUGUGGAUGAAUGCUUUAAGAUACCAGACAUCUGUGGUCCAAACUCAAUCUGUAACAACACUGUUGGGAGUCACAAUUGUUCGUGCAUGAGUGGAUAUAAUGUAACAGAUCCAAACCUCCCUAUAAACAUCAAUAACACAUGUGAAGGUAUGAUUGACAACUGA
This is a messenger RNA of Carassius carassius (crucian carp), 967 nucleotides long. RefSeq names its product adhesion G protein-coupled receptor E2-like. Gene Ontology annotation, molecular function: calcium ion binding. The coding region runs from base 8 to 967 and encodes 319 amino acids. NCBI's taxonomy places the organism in Eukaryota, Metazoa, Chordata, Actinopteri, Cypriniformes, Cyprinidae. The record is from RefSeq and is a predicted model, not a curated record. The transcript has 7 exons.